AUGCGGAGAGCAACGUCCUCCAUCCUCCGGGGCAGUCUCAGGCGACAGCGGCUCUUUCACAAUUCUGCAAAGGACAAUGCCAACCCAACCGUACAGAUCACUACUCUUCCCAAUAAAAUUCGCGUAGCUACGGAGUCGACGCCUGGGCACUUCUCUUCUGUAGGGCUCUACGUGGACACCGGCUCUCGCUAUGAAACUCCCUCGACAUCUGGCGUCAGUCACUUCUUGGACAGAUUAGCGUUCAAGACGACCACUUCUCGCUCCGAGGAGGAGAUGGCGCACGCAGUCGACAAGUUAGGCGGUCAGAUUCUGUGCUCCUCCUCCCGUGAAUCCAUCAUGUACCAGUCGUCUCAUUUUCACCAGGCAACCCCUCUUGCCGUAUCUCUCAUUGCCGACACUGUCCUAGAUGCUGCAUUCUUGCCAGACGAGAUUGCUGCCCAGCGGGAGGCUGCACGCUAUGAACUUCGUGAAGUAAGUGCAAAGCCUGAAAUGAUACUCCCUGAAAUUCUCCACGAGGUCGCCUACGGCGAGAAGACUCUCGGGAACCCGCUGCUGUGUCCUGAACACCGAAUCGACGUCGUGGACGAGUCUGUGAUGCGAGCAUUCAUGACACAGUGGUAUCGCCCCGAGCGCAUGGUCAUCGCUGGUGCUGGUAUGCAUCAUGAGCAGCUCGUGGAGCUGGCGGACAAAUGCUUUUCAUCACUCAAGCAUAUACCAGAAUCAGCGCCUCAACCUCAAGUCUCCUCCCGGCCGUCGACAAACACGCCGCAAGUGCCCUCCCAGCUUCUUCCUUCCUCCUCGCCCUCACUGUACAAAUCGCUCACCCGUGCGGCAUCCUCAUAUUUGUAUCCAACCGGCGUGAGCCCUGAGCACCUUGUUCCGCCAUUGCCCUCGACUGCGACGUAUACAGGAGGGCAUCGGUUCCUACAUGAUCCAACUUUAGAGUUCAAUCAUGUCUAUCUUUCCUUCGAAGGCGUCGGCAUUCAUGACGAUGACGUCUAUGCAUUGGCCACUAUGCAGGUCCUCUUAGGAGGAGGAGGCAGCUUUUCUGCUGGCGGCCCUGGAAAGGGCAUGUACUCGCGACUGUACACGCAUAUACUCAAUCACUAUCCGCAAAUUGACCACUGCGCGUCCUUCCACCACAUCUACACAGAUUCGUCACUCUUUGGGCUCUUCGCGUCGUUCGUGCCCGCAGCGGGUCGUCAAGGUAACUCGCCUGCACAAAUCUUCCCCCACCUUGUGCACCAGCUCAGCCUCUUGCUGUACACACCUACAAGUCGUGUAGAGCUGAACCGCGCAAAAAAUCAGCUCAAGAGCAGUCUGAUGAUGGCGCUCGAGAGCCGUGCGGUCGAAGUGGAAGACCUCGGCAGACAGGUUCUCGUGCAUAACCGCAAGGUCCCUGUAUCAGAGAUGUGCGAAAAGAUUGACGCAGUCACUCCAGAGUCCCUUCGUGCGGUGGCUGCGCGGAUAUUCAGCCCUGAUACGGCCAAGAAGGCCACUGUGGUAUGUAUGGGCAAGGAAGAUCUUGGAGAUUGGCGUGCCGUCCUGAGGAAAUAUGGCAUAGGGGGAUAUUGA
Fibroporia radiculosa is the source of this 1575-nucleotide messenger RNA. RefSeq lists its product as uncharacterized. Gene Ontology annotation, cellular component: mitochondrion. The transcript has 3 exons. NCBI's taxonomy places the organism in Eukaryota, Fungi, Basidiomycota, Agaricomycetes, Polyporales, Fibroporiaceae. The record is from RefSeq and is a predicted model, not a curated record. Bases 1 to 1575 code for a protein of 524 amino acids. Gene Ontology annotation, molecular function: metalloendopeptidase activity; metal ion binding.